Molecule: messenger RNA, 799 nt
Organism: Nicotiana tabacum (common tobacco)
Lineage: Eukaryota; Viridiplantae; Streptophyta; Magnoliopsida; Solanales; Solanaceae
Product: universal stress protein PHOS32-like
Source: RefSeq, a predicted model, not a curated record
UUAAAUAGCUGGCCCAAAGCGAACCUGGUUUAUAGUACCUUUUUGCGUAUCUUGUUUUUCGCUUUCAGUUUUCACACGAAAAGAAUUAAAGGUGCUCUUCAUCUCUUUAGUAAUAAGAGAACCACGAAGAAGAAGAAGAAAUCAGUAAGCAAAAAAUGGUGAAAGACAGGACAAUUGGUGUAGCAAUGGACUUCUCAAAGAGCAGCAAAACUGCUUUGCAAUGGGCCAUUGAUAACUUAGCUGACAAAGACGACACCUUUUACAUCAUCCACAUCAAAACUCAUUCUUCUGAUGAGUCACGUAACAAGCUCUGGGCUCAAUCUGGUUCUCCUUUAAUUCCGUUGGUGGAGUUUAGGGAGCUAGAAGUGUUGGAGAAAUAUGAUGUGAAGACUGAUAUUGAUGUUCUUGAUUUGCUUGAUACUGCUACUAGGCAGAAAGAGAUAAAUGUUGUCGCCAAACUGUACUGGGGAGAUGCUAGGGAGAAACUAUGUGAUGCUAUUGAAGAUCUGAAGUUGGAUUCUUUGGUUAUGGGUAGCAGAGGCCUUACUACCAUCCAAAGGAUAUUCUUGGGAAGUGUGACAAACUAUGUAAUGUCUAAUGCGACCUGCCCUGUGACUGUAGUCAAGGAUCCAGAUUUCCACAAACACUGAUCAACAACUCUUCGUCGUUGAAUUCAAGCAUUGCGACUUAUGAUGCCCGUUGAAUAAGAUAAUAAGCUUAAAAUGCAUUUAUUUCUCUUGUGAUAAGAUCGUGUUUUUGGUUUCAAUAACUAAACAGAGAUUGAUAAUUUGCUCAAUUU